AUGAAAAGAACAUUAAUCAAUUGCAUCUCAUUUUUCUCUCUUAUCUUUUUAGUUCAAUCAACUACUUAUGAAAUAUUUAUUGAAAGUGGGUCUAGUAGUUCUAAUGAAGAAAAUGAAGAAUGUUCAGAAGGAGAGUUAUUUGAUGAAAGAACAGAACAAUGUUUGCCUUGUCCAAAAGGGUCUUAUUUUGUGAAUAACCAAUGUCUUUUAUGUGAAGAAGGAACAUAUCAAAAUAUAGAAGGGCAAUUAUAUUGUAAAGAAUGUCCAGUUGGUACUUAUUCUUCAAUGAAAGGAAGUGAUAGAUGUUAUAAUUGUUCUAAAGGAAUGUAUCAAGAUGAAAAAGGACAAAAAGAAUGUAAAGAAUGUUUUGAAGGGGAGUAUCAAGACGAAGAAGGGUCAGUCCAAUGUAAAGAAUGUCCAGUUGGUACAUAUUCUCAACUUCGAAGAAGUAUUGAAUGUGAAUUAUGUAGUGAAGGACAUUACCAGAAUGAAACAAGGUCAAUGGAAUGUAAAAUAUGUCCUAUUGGAACAAUUUCAAAUAGAGAAGGAAGUAAAGAAUGUACGUUAUGUGAGAAUGGAACAUAUGCUGAACGAGAAGGAAUGAAUGAGUGUGUUAAGUGUGGGAAAGGGUAUUAUUCAAAUAAAGGAGAUUCAUUUUGUCAUUUAUGCCCAGUAGGAACAUAUUCAAAUAAAGAAGGAUCAGGGAUUUGUGAUUUAUGUCCAGCUGGAACAUAUCAAGAACAUGAAGGAGGACAAGAAUGUAAAAAAUGUUUUGCAGGAACAUACCAAAAUGAAACCGGUUCAACAUAUUGUAAAGAAUGUGAUAUUGGGACAUAUGCAGAUUAUGAUGGAAUAAGUAAAUGUAAAUAUUGUUUAUUAGGAACAUAUCAAGACUUAAAAGGUCAAAAAACAUGUAAAAAUUGUGGGGAUGGAAUGUAUCAAGAUAGAAUUGGAGCAAGUUCAUGUUUAAUAUGUCCAAUAGGAACAUAUUCAAAAGGAGAAAAAAAUACCUAUUGUAAACAAUGUGAUGGAGGGUAUUAUCAAAAUGUUAGUGGACAAAGUUCAUGUAAACAAUGUGAACCAGGAUAUUAUCAACCAAUGAGUGGUCGAAGUUAUUGUCUUUUUUGUGAAGAUACAUCUGAUAAAAAUAGAGUGUCAUGUAUUAAAUGUCAACCUGGAUAUUCUAUUAAUAAAGAUAAAACUACAUGUGUAUUAUCAAAAACUAAUAUAAUACUUAUCUUUAGUAUUAGUUGUAUUGUAAUAGUGUUGUCUUUAUUAAUAAUAAUAUUCAUUAUUUCUUAUUUAAUUUCAUUAAAACGUGAGAAAUUAUCAAAGAGAAUUAAAAAUAAACGAAAGACUGUAAACAAAGAAUUACUAAAAGUGUAUUUAAAUUAA
Messenger RNA from Entamoeba nuttalli P19, 1395 nucleotides. RefSeq names its product GCC2 and GCC3 domain containing protein. Lineage: Eukaryota; Evosea; Mastigamoebida; Endamoebidae. The coding region runs from base 1 to 1395 and encodes 464 amino acids. The record is from RefSeq and is a predicted model, not a curated record. The transcript has a single exon.